AUGGCUCGGGUGGGCCAGCGCAGUGCGCUUGUGAGGGUGUUGUGCCUGCUGCUGGCAAUCAGAGGCAUUGGCUUCAUAGCCUGGCCCACGCACCAGAAGAGGAGACCUGGGCUGCAGGGGCGACCUGCGCUACAGGAUCUCACCGUGGAUGCAGUCUCUGAACUGAAGGUUGGUCGGCUUCGGGAGGAGCUGCGGGCGGCUGGCUUGGACGACACUGGGAUCCGCUCCGCACUGGUGCAGCGCCUUGUUGCCGCCGUGGAGGCCGCAGCCAGCACCGUCGAGACUGCAGAGGAGAGAAGGCAGCAAAGCCCUGCGCCUUUUGCUCCAGGAGGCGACUUGGAGGGGCCGUCGGUGCGGUUUCUGGUUAAUGCCACCGUUGGCCGCAUGGCACGCGUCGUGGAGGGCUCGACCUCCGAUGCCCUCCUCGUGGUCGGGGACUUCACAGGCAGGGCGGCGGGGCUGGACAAGCAAAGCGGCGCCGUGCUCUGGACGUCCAGUACGGGCCUGGACUCCGUGUCCCACGUGGCUGCAGUUGGGAGUGACCCUCCAGUUGUGCUCUGCGCGAGCGGAUGGACGGGAAACGUCUCGGCUUUUGCCUCAAACGUCCUGAAGUGGUCUCGUGACGCGAGCGUCGGCGAGUACGCACGCGUGGCUCAGUCGACUCCCCACCAGCUGGCCUUGUUUGCGGGUGGUGGAAGUGUCACGAACUUGGUAGGAGUCGAUGUGGCAAGUGGCGAUAUACGCUACUGUGUUGACACCGGCAUCGGCGCAGUCUGGAGCCUUGGUGCCUCCGGGGAGCCUUUGCGUGUCCUCUGCGGAGGGAGUUGGACGAGGCCGGAGCAUACGGCAGAAGUCGCAGGUUUCGAUGCAAUGUCCGGGGAGAAGCUGUUUGCCUUAGACCCGGGCGUCGGAAGAUACAUUGUCUCCACGGCGUUGCGGGACGGAGGGACCGCCUUUGUCAGUGGGGAGAACGGAAACGUGGUGGCUCUUGACACUGCCACAGGAGAGGUCAAGUUCCGAUCGGAUUCCAUGGUGGAGGAGGUUUGGAGCCUUGAGGUCGCUGCAGACUUGGGCUCAGGCGGUUGGUCUGAGAAGGUGUCAGCGCUAGAUAUGCACACGGGCGAGCUCCGAUGGGGCCCGGUUAAUGCCACGAUUGGGAAGGUCUUCAGCUUCCAGCUGGCCGACUCCCUGCUGCUAUGUGGUGGCGCAGAUGGGCUUCUCGCCGGGAUUGACCCAGGCUCUGGAGACCUGCGCUUCACUUUGGACGUCAGCAUCGGUGAGAUCUGGAGCUUGGCCUACGAUCCCGAGUCCAGGACGCUCUUCUGCGGCGGAAACAACGAAUCGGUUGCAGCCGUCCAGCUGUGA
Symbiodinium sp. CCMP2592 is the source of this 1365-nucleotide messenger RNA. The record is from the annotation of a GenBank genome assembly. Lineage: Eukaryota; Dinophyceae; Suessiales; Symbiodiniaceae.